CAAGGGAGGCCACGUGACUUCCCCGAGGUCGCCCAGGGAGGCCACGGCGAAGCAGGGAGUUGAAAAAGUCGGGUCGCCUAAGUCCCAGCGCCUGCACCCCGGGAAAGCCCUUUGUCCUCUACUGGCCCCCCUUCCUCUUUACUAGCCAGAGACCUUGCACAUCAGCACCCUAACCCUUUGUCUGCCUCUGCCCGGGUGUUUCCACCUCAACCUUCCUCAGAUUCUGAGCCAGAAACAGAGAGAGUUGGUGGUGGUGUCACUCAGACCAGGACAGAUGAGCUGUUGGAUUUUCUCCAGCCAGGCAAGGAAAUGGUAGCUGCCUCAAGUUCAGCUGAGGGGUAUUAUGACACACUGCAGGCACUCAAGAUGAAAAACAGACAGUAUCUAUUAGAACUGGGCUUGCUCUACCAGGUAAAAUUGGAGGAUGACCAGAAACCCUUCAAGGAGGAACUGGAAGACUUCUUCCAAGACAACGGGAGAUUGACUCUGCAGGGCAAGCCCUAUGAGACUUCAAGAUCUAGUAUCAUAAGCCAGUCCAGUUCUUUAACUGACCUAGACUUGGACAGUCCUUGGGAUCAGCAAAAUCCUCUCUCACUUCCUCAGUCCCACCUGAGGCCAAAGAGUGCUGCAUCUGCCUGGGUCUCUACUAUCACCAUCCCCCAGCCCUUCAAGAUGACUCUGCGUGAGGCUCAUAAAAAGCCCCAGUUGAUGAAAUCACGUGCAUCCCUUGAGCUAGAAAAACAAAGGGACAAAAGACAAAGUCAGGAGGAGGCAGAGUGCCAGAAGCAGUUCCGUGCACAGCCGGUGCCUGCCCAUGUUUACUUGCCACUCUACCAGGAAAUAAUGGAGCAGAAUGAGAUUCGCAGGGAGGUGGCAACACAGAAGAGAAAAGAGUUGCUCCUUUCCACUCAGCGACCCUUCAGCUUCCUGGAGAAGGAGGACAAGAAGAAGGAGGCCAUCAGACAGAAGAUCUUGGCAGCACUGGCUCCAGUUGAGAACUCCAAACCAAAAGGCAACAAAAUAGUCCCUAAAUUCAUCUAUAACCCAGUUCUUGGGGAUAAACUCAAAGAAGCUGAACUCUACAGGAAAAUUCGCAUUCAGAUGAGAGCCAAGGAUUUGUUGGAAAACUCCUCCGCUCCUAUUGACCCUAGCAACAGACAAAGAGACCCACAGUCCCGAAUUGCCACCAAAACCAAACAAGAAAAACUCAGCUUCCUGCAAGACAACUUCAGCUUUAAACCAAGAAUUAACCCAGGGGUGCCUGAUUUUGAAACACUUUACUGGGCGUUUCAGAGAGAAGCAAUAAGGAUACGAGAAGUCAAAGAGCCAACUCGUAAUCAACCGUUUAAACUGAGAACCUCCAAUCUCCACUACAGGCAGAGACAGGCUAAUGAGCAGAAAAUGAAGCAGCCUUCCAAGGCUCCCAUGCAAAGAAGUCGUUCUCUGACUGGUCUCUCCUCUCUCUCUUCCAACACCCUUCCAGUGCACAUUACAGAUGCAACAAGAAAGAGGGAAUCUGCUAUUAGAUACUGCCAGGAAGACAAAAAGAGCAGGGAGAAUGAAGGAAUUCAUUGGAUGGAGAUACAGAGGAAGAAAUGUCAGGCUAUGCAUAAAUCUAUGAGCAGCCGAGCAAAAGCAAUGGAUCCCCAUAAAAGCCUGGAGGAGACGCACAAGGAGAAGGUGAAACAGAACUGGCAGAAUGACCGCAGAAGAACAAAGGAGUACAAAAAAGAACUGGAAGAAAUGCAGAUACGAAUCAAGAACCGACCAUACCUCUUCGAACAGGUCAUGAAGCAUGAUGCCCAGCAAGAGGCAGAGCGACACUACCGAGACAUCCUUUGUCAGGUGGGGCUGAAUGAGGAAUUUGUAAGGAACAAAGGGAGAGAUGCUACUGUCCUAACAAAGGAGGAAGAGUCUGAAACUCACAGAGCUCAGGAGUCUCAGAGGGACACAGACAUUGGCACUGUACAGGAAGAAGAAUCUUUAGGAAGAGCAGGGAACAAAGAAUGACAACAUGAGAACCCUGCACAAGACUCAGAGGAUCUACUUUCAAUAAUUUCCUUUAGUCCAAGAUGCUUGAGAUGAGAGCAGCAGUUCCAAACUUUUUACCUGCAUGACCCUAUUUUCAGACUUAUUGCUUUUUGUGACCUGACAGCUUGGAGGAUGCCAUUUUGUAGAGCAGCAUGGUGUCUGCCACACAGCAUGAUCUCACACACUGUACAUGCAAGGUCACCUGGAGCAAAUGGCAUCCUCCACACACUCACAAUCACCGUAAAUGCAUCCACUGAUGGCACAAUCCCACUUGGGGUCACAACCCCACUAGAGUUUCAACAGUAGAACCUCAGAGUUAUGAACACCUCAGGAAGGGAGGUUAUUUGUAACUCUGAAAUGUUCGUAACUGAACAAAACAUGGUUCUUCCAAAGUUUACAACUGAAUAUUGACGUAAUACAGCUUUAAAACUUUACUAUGCAAAAAGAAAAAUGCUGCUUUUUUUUGGUAGUUUGCUUUUAACACAGCACUCUACUGUAUUUGCUUUCCCCUUUCUCCUCCCCCCUCAGGCAAAGGGGGGAGGAGAAAUCAGCAAUCUGCUGCUGUCUGAUUGUGUACUUCCAGUUCCAAAUAAGGUUUGUGAUUGGGCAGUUUGUAACUCAGAUUCUACUGUAUUUCCAAGUGACUGACUUAAGAGAAAGUUCCUGUGGUUUGGAUGACAGACUACACACAGGAGUGAGAAGGUGAGGAUUGACUCUUGCCUAGAACACUCCUUGCCCCUCUCCAAUCCCUCAGAAAUGUUCCCCAACUGAUUCAUUUCCCUGUCCCUUAGUUUGGUUUUCAGGUUUAGAACCAACAGUGAGACUGCUUGAAGCAGGGAGAGAGGAGGGUGGUGGGUUGGGGCACUAUUGCUGAAAAGGAGGUAGACCUGAAGGCUGAUAUAUACACUUUACAUUCACUUCCUUUGUAAUCAAAAGAUUCUGAAUGGAAAGGGCAAAUCUAGUAUAUCUUAAAAUUCUGCUCUGAAGCUGUCCAUGUUGACUUCUGUUUCAGGUUGAAUGUGUAUGUUGAAGUGGAUUUUAAGAUUUGUACAGAAUAAUAGGUUUAUGGACUUGAGUUCUCCUGGGGAGAAGACUUGAAAAGAAGCUCUUCUCUAGCAUCUCACCUCUGCACCAGCUCAACAGCAGCUCUGCUCCUCUCCUAUUGUUCUGGAGCCACAGUCUUGCCAUAAAUUGCAACCACUUUCCAUUAUAAAGCUCUACUUUAGCCCCUUGUAACUUUGGCUCAGAUCAUGGGUUUGGCCUGAAAGUGGUAUGAUUUACUAUGAAAGGGGUCAGUGCAAGGUUUGAGGAAAUUCAUCACGUUUUGAGCUCCAUGUAAUUAAAGCGCUAUCCUAAUCUGAAGUUUGAACUCCUGUCCAAUGUUGUUCUCUCCUAGCUCAAAAUCAGCUUAAAACCCCUUAAAGCUCCCUAAAGUCAGGUCCUGCCUAUAUGCUGCAAUUAAGCAAAUUUCAUAGAAAUGUAGGGUUGGAAGGGAACUUGAGAGCUCUUCUAAUCCAACUCCUUGUGCUGAGACAGGGCCAGCAAGACUAUUCCUGACGUUUUCUAACCUGUUCUUAAAAACCUCCAAUGGCAGGGAUUCCACCACCUACCUUGAAGGCCUAUUCUAGUGCUUAACUAUUCUUAUGAGAGAGUUUCCCCAUAUUUAACAAAUUUCCCUUGCUGAUUACUUGUCCUACUUUCCCAGAACAUGAACAAUUGAUCACCAUCCUCUUCAUCACAACCCUUUAACAUUUUAAACAUUGUCAGGUUCCCCCCCAUAUUUUAACACUAGUAUCAAGUAUUUAGUUUUGAAAAAAAAAAUUUUUUUUAAAUCUUUCCUCAAGUCAGGUUUUCUAAACCUUUUAUUUUUGUUGCUCUUCCUGGGAUUUUCCAAUUUGUCCACAUCUUUCUUAAAGCAUGUCACCCAGAACUGUCAAAUAGAGCAGGACAGUUUCCUCCCACUUCUUACAUACAAUGUUGCAACCCAGACUGAUAUUAGCCCUUUCUUGUAACUGCAUCACAUUGUUGGCUCAUUCACUGUAUGAUCUACUCUACCCUCCCCUGCCCCCAAUCCUUUUCAGCAGUACUACCACCUAGCAGUUAUUCCCCCUUUUGUAGGAAGAAAAAAUUAGAUGCACCCUUUAGUACUCUUCACUUGUCUUUACUGAAUGUUGUUCUUGAUUUCAGACGUUGUCCAAUUUGUCACAGUUGUUUUGAAUUCCAAUUGUCCUCCACAGUGUUUGCACUCCUCCCAACUUGGUGUAAUUUGCAGAUUUUUAUAAGCAUAUUCUCUACUCUGUGAUGCAAGUCAUUAAUGAAAAUUUUGAAUUUUACCAGACUCCCUACAAGACCCCCCCUAGUUUACAGUCAGCCAUUAAUUACUACUGCGUACAGUCUUUCAACCAGUUUUGCACCCACCUUACAGUAAUUUCAUCUAGCCCACAUUUCCCUAGUUUGCUUCUUUUGUUGUAGAUUGUUUUGGGACCAGUUUUACUCCUAGUGAUAGCAGUGGCUGUUAGGGGACCAAGCCUGCCCCCAUUAACAUUACUGUGAGGUUUUUUCUACAUAGAUUUCAGUGGGACCAGGCACUAUAUAUGAGUAUGUCCACUCCACUGCCUGCAUCUUAAAAUGAUAUAUAAAGGGUAUUUCUAUAACUGACAGCUAAUAGAGAUCUUCUUUCAGAUAACAGUGGGGGUCUGUGUUUG
Molecule: messenger RNA, 4736 nt
Organism: Mauremys mutica (yellowpond turtle)
Lineage: Eukaryota; Metazoa; Chordata; Testudines; Geoemydidae
Gene: FAM161B
Product: FAM161 centrosomal protein B
Exons: 9
Coding region: 310-2010 (566 amino acids)
Biological process (GO): cilium organization
Cellular component (GO): cilium
Source: RefSeq, a predicted model, not a curated record